GGCGACGCUUAUGUCCCCAUUUUUGGCAUGAUCCAGCAAGUCCCGUGUAUUUUUUGUUUCAAUUUUACAAAUUUAGAUUUCAAUUUUACAAAUCUCGAACGUUUGAUUUUUGAAUUAAUCAUUUUUUUUCACCAUCGUUGUUAUUCGCUUGUUUGCCCAACAAAACAACCAAACCGCAACCAGAAUCCCUCAGGCUUCUCUCUCUAAAACUCUCUCUCUCAAACUAUCGUCGUUUUCUCCUUAUUUGGCCUUUUAGGCUUCUUCCGUCAAACUCUCUCAUGGCAUUUCACCUCCCUUCUCAUUUUGUUAUUUUUGUAGGUUGGAUUUGAUUAUCCAUAAUUGGUGAUGAUGCACUGAGUAUUGUGAUUCGUCUUCAGAAUAGGCGAUUUUCAUUUUCUCAGCGAUAGAGUUGUAAACAUAUAUAGAAGUUUUGUUGUUUUGAUCAAAGAGAGAAGAGGUUGGGAUUUUAACCCCCCCAAAAAAAAAAAAAAAAUUUCCGAGCAAUAAACUAUGGGAUAUCUCAAUUCGGUGUUUUCAUCCAGCAGUGAAAGUCAUAUUGAAGAUGGCCCCGUUAGCGGCGGAGGUCUCAGUCAGAAUGGCAAGUUCAGCUAUGGUUAUGCAAGCUCUCCUGGGAAAAGGUCUUCAAUGGAGGAUUUCUACGAGACAAGAAUUGAUGGUGUUGAUGGAGAGAUAGUUGGUCUCUUUGGAGUCUUUGAUGGUCACGGAGGUGCUCGAGCUGCAGAAUAUGUUAAACAAAAUCUUUUCAGUAAUUUGAUCAGCCAUCCAAAGUUCAUUUCUGAUACCAAAUCAGCCAUAGCUGAUGCAUACAACCAUACAGACUCGGAAUUUCUGAAAUCAGAAAAUAAUCAGAACAGAGAUGCUGGAUCAACUGCUUCCACUGCCAUCCUUGUUGGUGAUCGUUUGCUGGUUGCAAAUGUUGGGGAUUCCAGAGCUGUUAUUUGCAGGGGUGGCAAUGCAAUUGCUGUUUCUCGAGAUCACAAGCCUGACCAAACUGAUGAGCGACAACGGAUAGAAGAAGCUGGAGGAUUUGUUAUGUGGGCUGGAACUUGGAGAGUUGGUGGUGUACUUGCUGUUUCACGUGCAUUUGGUGAUAGGCUUUUGAAGCAGUAUGUUGUUGCUGAUCCAGAAAUUCAGGAGGAAAAAGUUGACAGCUCCCUCGAGUUCCUUAUCCUUGCAAGUGAUGGACUAUGGGAUGUCGUCACAAAUGAGGAUGCUGUUGCAAUGGUAAAACCAAUUGAAGACACAGAGGAAGCAGCAAAGAGGCUGAUGCACGAAGCCUAUCAGAGAGGCAGUGCAGAUAACAUUACUAUUGUCGUCGUCCGUUUCUUGGCAAACCAAGGGGAGUCCGCUAAUAAUGGCUCCGGUUAAGGAUCUUCUUUGCCGGCACCGAGGGGCUUGGUUCUCCACCUGAUGCAAAGUGGGGUGGGAGAAAAAGUAUGGUAGGAAUGUACUAAUUAUAAAACAGAGACUUCUUCAGCUGCUAAUGUGCUUUAAGUAUUAUUGGCCUUUAGAAUAUAACUGUAUCCGAGUCUAGCUGAUGUACUUGACCCUUAAAUGUAGCUACAUGGAAAUCUUCGUGCGGGAAUCUGUAAAGACAACUACGUUCUUAUGUCAUUUGUUGUAUAUGCAGUUUAAACUUCCUUUUCUUUCC
Molecule: messenger RNA, 1672 nt
Organism: Cornus florida
Lineage: Eukaryota; Viridiplantae; Streptophyta; Magnoliopsida; Cornales; Cornaceae
Product: probable protein phosphatase 2C 59
Exons: 9
Coding region: 511-1389 (292 amino acids)
Biological process (GO): protein dephosphorylation
Cellular component (GO): nucleus; cytosol
Molecular function (GO): protein serine/threonine phosphatase activity; cation binding
Source: RefSeq, a predicted model, not a curated record